AUGAUUUCGUCGGCAUGUGUUAUCAGGAUACGUCGUGACACAGAUUCCGUAGUACUUUCAGAGAGUGAGAACUCUGUUAUCAUAGAUUCCACCUCAGUGAAAGUUGAACGACCCGAUCCCGAUCAACCGAUCGAGCGUAUUGAAAUACGGCUGGAAAGCAACAUUACCAAACCGAUGGUAAUCGGUAUCCAAGAGGUUUCGCAAUCAUCUGUAGUUGCUUCACCACCCAAUGACGAUGAGGCAUCUAAUACUGUUCUAGAAUCUGAUUCGCUGUUACCUGUAAAGAGCGAAACAAAACCAAAAACUGAUGAAAAAAAGCUAGCGACAUUAGCUAUCACAGUGAAACGUGCCAAUUUAAACGGAGUUCCCGAAGUUAACGAAGCUGAGGACACUGCAGCUGCACUCGAAACUAAUUAUGUCGGAAGGGUUGAGAAUUAUGCUCAAUUGCCCUUAGACGAUGAUACUACGGAAGAAGAUGAUGACGAAUCAGAUGAAGAAGUACCAGUUGAAAAAUGUUUUCGCAACAAAAACAAAUUGAGUCGUGAGGUGUUACGAGAAAUGAAACUGGAAAGACGAAAGCUGAAAAAAACUUUAAAACGUUAUCGCUCACAGUUGAUGCAUUUUUGUUCACCAAAACUGGUGGUGGAAAAUCGUGCUUACAGGUACCGUUAUCAUAAUUUGCCGAAACUUCAGGUUCUUGCAAAAUUUCCAACCUUAGGUUGCCGACAAUGGAGUAUUGAAUUUAGCGUAAAUUAUUUCAAAUUCUAUCGUUUGCUGUACUGUUCCAACAUCGACGAUUGGCCUCAUUCCGUUGAAGUACAGCAGUCAAUGGGUGAGAAGCUACAGCUUUAUCAGAACGUUUAUGCCUUUACAGCUGACCGAUAA
Enterobius vermicularis (human pinworm) is the source of this 885-nucleotide messenger RNA. The record is from the annotation of a GenBank genome assembly. Lineage: Eukaryota; Metazoa; Nematoda; Chromadorea; Rhabditida; Oxyuridae.